GCUCUAAAUGACUAUAGUUUUAUUUGGAAUUUGGGAGAAAUGUUGUCCGUAGUUUAUAGAAUAAAACAACAAUGUUUAUUUUACUCAAACAUAUACCUAUAAAUAGCAAAAUCAGAGAAACUGAUUUAGAAACUGAAGUGUUCUCUUAUUUUUUUCCAGAGCUGUAUGAGUAGUAUUAGCAUAACUAGGGCUCCUCCCCCCGCGUUGGGAUCAGAAUGGUAUGACCCGUACAGGCAGCUGGCCGGUGUGUGAACGCUUUUCACUCACUCCCAUCCAGCAGUGCUCAGCGGUGGGAGAGCGUAGUGGAGAACCCUGGAGAGAAAUGCAGCAGUCUGAGGGAAUGGAUUAAACACAGAGCAGACUAUCAGCACACUAUCAGCCCACUUUUACUGAGGGAGCGCUGGAAAAGAACCCGCCCAGAACUGCAGUUUAUCUACGUGAAGAAGAAGAAGAUACUACAGAUAACAGACAUGGAGUGCAAGGAGGAGAUCAGCGACUCGGACAGCGGGAUCAUCUUAAACUCUGGUCCGGACAGCCCGACGUCUCCAGUGAAGGAUCUGAGCAUUCACACCCGAGCCAUGAGGCUAAAACACCAAGCGCUGGAGGACAGACUGGAGCUGUGUCUCCUGGAGCUGAAGAAGCUCUGCAUCAGAGAGGCUGAGCUGACCGGAAAGCUGUCCUCUGACUUCCCUCUGCUGCCCGACGAGAAGCCUCCUCAGAUCAGGCGACGCAUUGGAGCAUCCUUCAAACUGGACGAGGAGCUGAUUGCUCAAGAUGGAGAGGAGUCGGAGCUGCACAUGCUGGAGGCUGAUCUAGCUCUGCAUCGGCAGAUAUAUGAGGCGGCCCGUAGGCUGUCCCUGGAGGAACACAUCAGCAAGCCGGUGAGGAAGAGCCGGCUGCAGCAGUGCAAGCGCGAGGAGAAGAAAGUGAAGGAACUGCAGGAAGCUGUGCUGAAGCACCGCAUCAACCACGGCUGCGUCUCGCCACAGACCUGCCGAUCUUCCAGACAGAGCGAUCUUGGCAUAUCCGAUGACAGCUCGCUGUCUGACGCUGCCGCACUUGAUGAUGAUUUAGAGUCAGCUCUGCUCUCUCCGACGACUCUGGAGCGUGAGGGCAGUUUCCUGCGCCCAGUCACCCUCACCCUUUCUCCCAGUCACAAAUCGAAGCAGGCCGGGUCCAGCUCCAGCCUGGAGUACGAGCGAUCGCCCAUCCAGAACACUCCAUGGAGGGAAUCCAGUCUAGAUCAGCCCUACCAGAAGAAUAAGAAGCUCCCGUCUGCCAGCAGCAGCAGGUCAAGCAGUCCAACCCCGUCUGAACAGAGACUGGAUGACAUUCCUCCUCCUCCCCAGUUUGUGUUUAAAAGCCUGGCAGUGCGCAACAAUAACUCCACCAGCGCCCCCUCCACCCCGGAGCUGCCACUACGCCGCCACGUCUCUCAGUCCUUCAGACUUCCCAGACCCAAACCUGACCUGAGCAAGCCCACCAAUGACCUGAACCGGGUUCGAACUAAGCUCCCUCGUCGGCGCGUCACUGAUUUUGCCCUGGCCUAUUCGGUCCAGCGUCUGUAUCAGUGCAGCUCAGAGGACAGCAGCUCAGAGCACUCCAUAUCCUCCUACAGCAGCUCAUCCAGCCGAGACUCCGCCCCCGAGACGGGCAAAGCCUGCCCGCCUCCGUAUGGCUACCACCGCACCCCCCAGAACAAAGCCCAGGGUCAGCGGGCCGCCCCCAACCUGCCCAAAAACAACCUGCUCCGGCCCGCAAACAACCAAUCACAGGGGAACAACCAAUUACAGGGGAACAACCAAUCACAGGGGAACAACCAGGAACGAAUGCCGCUGGAGGCUGAAAUAAGCAGGAUCAACCUUAACAAAACCUUACCUGCUGAUUCUGGCAACCAAAACAAGCCACAGCCAGCAGAGGCCACUUCACCUAAGCGGGUACUGAAGCCCCCUCCACCUCCGUACUCCAGGUUGGCCCGAGCCCCUUCACUGAAGGAGUACCCCAACCACCCCACCAGGCUGCUUCCUCGAGAUGUGGUGGCAAACGACCUCAAGACCUGGCAUCAGAAGAACAUCGCUGGAGAGAUGAAGCCUCAACCACUACAACGACAUGGGUCGAUGCGCGUAAAGCGUUCACCCAAUCAGGAGCCACCGCCAUACCACCAGCUCCAAACACUGAGACAGGUUUCCCAGAAAGUGAUCCUUCAGAGGGCUGCUGACGGGACUCCUCUGCAGUGGUAUGAAGAAGAGGGUUGUGAGAUUGUGAGUCAGGUUUAAUCACAGCCUGCUGGAAAACGCAAAAAAUAAGCAGCACAGACUCUCUUUUAGAGAUUUGAGACAUUGUUAUGUACACUUUAAGAAGUUUUUUAUACAUAUUGUUUUAUAGUUUGUUUGAUUGUUUGUCUAUUUAUUGAGCCAAUGGACUCUGAAACUGCCUGCUGGCAAAAACGAUUGAUUUUGACCAAGAUUUUAAACACAAAAAAUGAAGCUGAGCCAGAUUGAUGUGGCACAUCUUUUAUUUUUGACCACCUGCAGACUCUUUAAGAUCAUUCAAGAUUGAAAUUUGAGUCUGGGACCUACUUGUAAGGCACUAUGCCUUCUUUAUUAUUGUUGUUGUUGUUGUUAUUAUUAUUGCUGUAGUUGUAACUUUUAUCCGUGAAUAUUUUAUAGAUUGCUAUUUCAAAAUAUGCCCCAAGAAAACGACAUUUGUAAUAUUUGUGUCUGGUACACAGUUUUGCAUAAUGAAGGAAUUAUUAGUGUUUUAGAGCCCUGAUUAUUUAAUGUAAUACAUUAUUUUUAAGUUUAUGUAAUAUUUAUGUUUUUCUUUUAUAAAUAAUAAUUAUUAUUUUAAAUUAAUCUUUAAUAUUUUCUAACACUUUCAGAUGUUUUAAUAGACGCUGCUGGGCUGUUUGGAAUUAAAUCUGUUUUUCUAGACUUCCUGUUGGUCUUUAUACAAAUGCAGAUAGAUUGUUCUUUUUCAGCAGCAAAUAAUCAUUUUCUUAUAUUUGUUUACUAACCACUUAAUAUGUAUUUUAUGUUAUUUAUAAUAAAAUAAUAUAAACUGUC
Molecule: messenger RNA, 3065 nt
Organism: Astyanax mexicanus (Mexican tetra)
Lineage: Eukaryota; Metazoa; Chordata; Actinopteri; Characiformes; Acestrorhamphidae
Gene: inavaa
Product: innate immunity activator a
Exons: 10
Coding region: 471-2276 (601 amino acids)
Biological process (GO): positive regulation of protein ubiquitination; adherens junction maintenance
Source: RefSeq, a predicted model, not a curated record